UCAUCACGAUGCCGACUUACACAACAUAUAUAUCUCCACAACAAAUCCGCUGUUCAAUUUGCUUGCGGGCUGGUAAAGUGGACUUCGUUCGAGUGAACGAGGCCAUUCAAGGUGUCCCAAAAAUAACCCUUAUAAUUCUUUAAACUAAUUCUUAAACGGGUCUCAAUGAAAGGUCAAAUUUAAGCUUGAGUAUGAGUUUUACUAGAGUCAUUUUAGGUAAAGGGAAAGCAACUAGAACCGGCUUAAAGAGCUCAGUCGGUCUCCUUUCCCCUUCUGGAAUAGCUACUAAAAGAUGUCAAAGCAGACUGUUCAGCAGUUCAAGUUCAGAGGAUGAUAAAUACAUUGAACCAAGGACAAAAGUCCCCACUUUUCAUUUUCAAGACAGCCUUCCUCGGCUACCAAUUCCAAAGUUAGAAGACACAUGUCGCAGGUAUCUGGAUGCACAGAAACCUUUGUUAACACCUGAACAGUAUGAAGACACUAAGCAACUUGUUGAAAAGUUUCAGAAACGUGAGGCUCCAGGCCUUCAUGCAGAGCUUAUACAGAAAGACAAGCGCAACAAACAUACAAGUUACAUAGCAGGUCCUUGGUAUGACAUGUAUUUAGAAGCCAGGGAUUCUGUAGUUCUAAACUACAAUCCAUUCUUGAUGUUCAAAGAUGAUCCAGUGGCUGAAAAUAAUAAUCAGGUUGUUAGGGCAACCAACAUGAUAAAGUCUGCGAUGAGGUUCAAAUUAUCAUUAGAUGAUCUUUUUCUUGAGCCUGAUAUAUUUCAUCUAAAUCCCAAAUCAAGUGACACACAGUGGUUUCGGAAUAUUAUAAGGUUUGUUCCUCGGCAGCUGUCUUGGUAUGGUGCAUUUCUUGUAAAAGCUUUUCCUCUGGACAUGAGUCAGUACAGCAGACUGUUUUGCUCCACACGGAUACCAGAGCUGAAAAAAGACAAACUGGCCACAUUUGAAACCGGACGGCAUAUUCUUGUCAUGAGAAAAGGAAACUUUUACGUGUUUGACACAAUCACAACAGAUGGUAACAUAGUCCCAACUGCCACCAUAUAUCAAAAUCUCAAAUACAUCAUUGAAGACUCCACCCCUGCCCCCAACUUCCCAGUAGCUGCUCUGACGUCAGAAAAUCGUGACAGUUGGGCGAGCAUGCGCCAUGCUUUGGAAGCCAUUCCAGGUAAUGAGGAGGUCCUCAAGUUGAUUGACAGCGCCGUGUUUGUUCUCUGUCUGGAUGAUCAUGACGUUAGCAGUAUUGCGGAUGUUGCGCGAACGUUUCUUCACGGUGAUGGACGAAACAGAUGGUUCGACAAGUCAUUCCAGCUGAUAAUUUGCAACGAUGGAAAAGCAGCAGUUCAUUUUGAACAUGCUUGGGGCGAUGGAGUUGCUGUGUUGCGUUUCUUCAAUGAGGUUUAUAAAGACACUACGACUCGGCCGGCUUGCACCCCGGCCACCGCUCAAAACUUCAACGCGCAAGCGACCGCGAGAAAAUUGGACUUUAAAUUAAACCCUGAAAUUGAGAGAGGAAUCAGCGCCGCUAAAGAGGAAUUCGACAAAACUGUAAAUGGACUAGACAUUGCCGAGCUUCAGUUUCACACAUAUGGAAAAGAUUAUAUAAAGAGCAAGAAACUCAGCCCUGAUGCAAUCAUGCAGCUGGCUAUUCAG
Pocillopora damicornis (cauliflower coral) is the source of this 1658-nucleotide messenger RNA. RefSeq names its product carnitine O-palmitoyltransferase 2, mitochondrial. Lineage: Eukaryota; Metazoa; Cnidaria; Anthozoa; Scleractinia; Pocilloporidae. Gene Ontology annotation, molecular function: carnitine O-palmitoyltransferase activity. Gene Ontology annotation, biological process: fatty acid beta-oxidation. Gene Ontology annotation, cellular component: mitochondrion. The record is from RefSeq and is a predicted model, not a curated record.